AUGUCUACGACGACCAAGAAACAGUACGACGUACUCAGCCCGUGGAAACUGGCGUACGUGGUCCUCCGCACGGCGCGGUUCGACGAGAUAGUCGACUUCUAUAAGCGCUUCCUUAGGGCCGGGAUCGAGUUCGAGAACGAGCGGGCGUACUUGUUACGGUACGACGACGAGCACCACCGGAUCGGCAUCAUCAAGUUCAAUAACCUCUCCAAUAAUAGCGGAUUAGGAUUAGUGCUCGAGUAUAUCGCGUUUACGUUCCGUAACCUCGCGGAUCUCGUUACGGCCUUUCGCGAGAACCCGGUCGGCACUAACUUUAACCCGGAGGAGCUUAAGCGCCGCGUCCAGUCGGGCGAGGAUCAUACUGCCAUCAAGCGCCGCGUCGAGAUUGGGCCGAGGGCGUUCCCUACCAUGGUGGGCGUAAGGCUAUGGAAAAAAAAAGAAAGGAAGAGGGAGGGGGGGAAUGGUUUACAACAGGCUACCUACUAG
Molecule: messenger RNA, 486 nt
Organism: Fonsecaea multimorphosa CBS 102226
Lineage: Eukaryota; Fungi; Ascomycota; Eurotiomycetes; Chaetothyriales; Herpotrichiellaceae
Exons: 2
Coding region: 1-486 (161 amino acids)
Source: RefSeq, a predicted model, not a curated record